Messenger RNA from Impatiens glandulifera, 2944 nucleotides. RefSeq names its product putative pentatricopeptide repeat-containing protein At5g59900. The coding region runs from base 106 to 2841 and encodes 911 amino acids. The transcript has a single exon. Gene Ontology annotation, molecular function: protein binding. NCBI's taxonomy places the organism in Eukaryota, Viridiplantae, Streptophyta, Magnoliopsida, Ericales, Balsaminaceae. The record is from RefSeq and is a predicted model, not a curated record.
ACCUCUGCAGAAAUUGGCAUCGCCGAUUGAUGGGAGCCCUAAUUCUUCUCAAAUCGACAAAUGUUCUUCCUCUUCAAAAUCAAAUGAGUCUCAAAUCUCAACAAGAUGAAGCAGCUCCAUCGCCGAUCUCUCUUACGACCCAAUUUCCUCCUCAAUGUCAUGCAAGCCUCCACCUCCACAAGCGUCCAUGCCGCCAACCAAUUCGAUGACGAUAGUUUCGUCGCCAUCGUCUGCGGCAUCAUCCGAGGCAAACAAAGCUGGAAAAUCGCCUUCAACGCCCGUUCAAUUUCAAUCAACUUAAGGCCGCAACACGUCGAGAAGGUUUUAAUCCAAACCCUAGAUGAUUCCAGGUUAGCAUUACGUUUCUUCAACUUUUUAGGCCUCCAUCAUAACUUCAACCACAGCACCUCAUCGUUUUGCAUUCUGAUUCAUUCUUUGAUUCAGUCCGGUCAUGUUUGGCCGGCUUCUUCCCUUUUACAAACGCUCAUACUUCGCGGCUCAAACGAACCUAUUUUUGUUUUUGAGUCUCUUUUGGUUGCUCUUAGAGAAACGAACUUCUCAUCUACGUAUGGAUUUGAUUUACUGGUUCAAACUUAUCUUCGUUACAAAAGAGUGUUGGAUUCAGUCAUUGUUGUCAGGCUUAUGAGGGAUUUCAGUAUUAAACCCGAGGCCAGAACAGUCAGUGCUGUUCUGAAUGCUCUAAUCAGAACUAAGCAAUUUGAACUUGCUUUGAAUCUAUUCGACGAGGUUUCAACUGCAGGUUUACAGCCCGAUCCCUUCAUGCUAACUGCAGCAAUCAAAUGCUUAUGCGAAUUGCAAGAUUUAGAAAGGGCUAAAGAAAUGGUUAAGGAGAUGGAGGAAUCAAAUGUAUGUGAGUUGAAUAUUGUAACAUAUAAUAUCCUCAUUCAUGGCCUUUGCAAAGGCAAUAGAGCCUUGGAGGCGAUUGAGAUCAAGAACAAUUUGGGUAGAAAUAGACUAAAUCUGAAACCCGAUAUUGUGACAUACUGCACAUUGAUAUUCGGUUUAUGCAGUAUAAAAGAAUUGAAAAUGGCAGAAGAUUUAACAAUCGAGAUGUUGGAACUAGGUUUUGUUCCAAGUAGAGAGGCAUCGGAUUGUCUUGUUGACCAGUUGAGGAGAACUGGGAGAUUUUUAGAUGCUUGCGGUUUAGUUACAAAGUUUUCGAAAUUAGGGUUAACGGUUAUCAGCUCACAUGUUUAUAAUGCAUUGAUUUGUUGUCUAUGUGAAAAUGGAAGUUUAGAUGAAGCCGAAGACAUGAUAAGGUACGGUUUGGGUUUGGGACAACUCCCAAGCGAUGUUACUUGUGAAACGAUGAUAAGUUCGUUUUGUAAAGUAAAUAUUUUCGAACGGGCAUUUGUUCUCUUCGGAAAAUUGAAAGAGGCGGGCAUGAAUCCGACAGUAUUAACUUACAAUUCAGUAAUUAAUGGGCAUUGUAAAUCAGGAAACUUAAGCUUAGCUGAGUCACUCUUCGGGGAAAUGAUUGAUAAUCGAGGGGUUCCUCCAAAUCUAGUUACCUAUACGUCGUUGAUAAGUGGAUUCGUCAACCUUGGGCAUAUCGAUAAGGCGUUUAGCUUGUAUCAUGAGAUGACUGGGAAAGGUAUAUCCCCUAAUGUCUACACAUAUACUUCACUUAUUUGUGGUCUUUUUCGAGCAAAAAUGGUGACUGAAGCUGACAAAAUGUUUCGAGAAAUGAAGGAAUCUGGUGUUAUUCCGAACGCAGUAACUUAUAACGUUAUGAUAGAUGGAUAUUGUGAAGAUGGCGAAAUUUCAAAAGCCUUUGAAUUAUUUAACGAAAUGGUCGGAAAUGGACUUAAACCAGAUAACUAUACUUAUCGGGCUCUCAUAGGCGGGCUUUGCUCAACCGGAAACCUCUCCGAAGCAGAAAAACUCGUGAAAGGCCUUGGAGAGAGUAAAUUUAAGUUAAACGAGAUUUGUUAUACCGAACUUCUUCAUUGUUAUUGCAAAGAAGGACGGUUGAAAGAUGCAUUAGCCCUUUUCCGAAACAUGGAGGUCGCAGAUCUCAUUUGCUAUUCAGUUCUUAUCCACGGCUCUCUUAAACAAAACGAUGCGCAAACAUUUUUACAGUUGCUGAAGAAGAUUCACGUUCGCGGAUUAAAACCCGACAUAAUAACGUAUAGCGGUAUGAUUGACACGUAUUCCAAACGAGGAGAUUUGAAGAAAGCAUAUGGAGUUCUCGAUAUAAUGGUAACUGAAAGAUGUGCACCUAAUACGGUUACAUACACGUCUUUGAUAAACGGACUGUGUAAAGUAGGGUUUCUAGAUUCGGCCGAGAAGCUUCUUAAGGAAAUGGUUAGGUCAGGCUCGACCCCUAACGAAUUCACCUACGGUUGUCUCCUUAACGGGCUCACGAAAAACGGAAGCAUUAACAAGGCAGUGGAAUUGCACGGUUUUGUUAUCGGAAAUUAUUUGGCGAAUGCGAUCACUUACAAUAUAUUGAUUCGCGGGUUUUGUAGAGUUGGUCGAGUUGAGGAAGGAAUUGGGAUUUUAUUGGAUAUGGUAAAGAAUGGGAUAAGUCCAGAUUGUAUAAGCUACUCAACCGUUAUUUUCGAGUAUUGUAAGAAUGGCUGUUUGAGUGAGGCUUUGGAAUUGUGGAAUAAGAUGAUGACGACAAAACGUAUUGUUCCCGAUGUAAUUGCGUAUAAUAUUUUGAUUUACGGUUGUUGUCUUGCGGGGCGUAUUGCAAAGGCGAUUGAAUUGCGAGACGAGAUGGUGAGAAUGGGAUUGAAACCUAAUCAGGCUACAUAUAAUGCUUUUUCAUGUAGAAGUAGCUCGGGAAGAUUGCUCCCGAUCUCGGGUGGUUAGACUAGACGCUGUAUUUUUUUUACCCUAUAGGUAGAUUUUUUUUUUGGGGUACAUUAUGUAACAAUAUGUACUGGAUGGGCAAAAUGUCACAUAAUUUUAUUAU